AUGGGUGUUGCAGAUAUCGUCGCUUACUGGACAGAAGCCCACCUAUUUGGCGGCGUCGUUGUUUUUGAUCACGGCGAGUCUGACACAGAAUUCCUCGACGUUUUCCUACAUCCAGACUGCGGCUUCAAUGUCUUCAAGCUGUCGGACGCCCAAGUAGAUCAAUUUGUCAGCUUUGGGCUAUACGGGGAACCAGCAGUGCCCUCGCCGUUUCCAAUCAAACCAGACCGUGAUGCGGUCAGGCUUUUACCCGAGCUUACUAUGCAGAAGAAUAUAUAUCGUACCAAGAGUGACGGGAGGGUCCCCGAGCUCCCAUCUGGCUGGCGUCCGGUGGGGCGACUAGAGGAUGAUCCUCAGAUGAUGGAGUUUAUGGACAAGUACAAAAACGGCGAUUGGACAUAUGGCUACAAUGAAAUAUAG
Aspergillus versicolor CBS 583.65 is the source of this 417-nucleotide messenger RNA. RefSeq lists its product as uncharacterized. Bases 1 to 417 code for a protein of 138 amino acids. The record is from RefSeq and is a predicted model, not a curated record. NCBI's taxonomy places the organism in Eukaryota, Fungi, Ascomycota, Eurotiomycetes, Eurotiales, Aspergillaceae. The transcript has 2 exons.